Messenger RNA from Paramacrobiotus metropolitanus, 1620 nucleotides. RefSeq lists its product as uncharacterized. The transcript has 2 exons. The record is from RefSeq and is a predicted model, not a curated record. NCBI's taxonomy places the organism in Eukaryota, Metazoa, Tardigrada, Eutardigrada, Parachela, Macrobiotidae. The coding region runs from base 546 to 1331 and encodes 261 amino acids.
UGGCUACAAAAUCUCAUAAAGCAAUGCAAAAAAGUGUUUGGGAGUGCGCGACAGCGAAAGUUCCCGCCAAUGUACACGAAUUCAGUGCUAUGUCCCGGGCCAAAUCCCUUAAACAUAUGUACGUUGUGCGGUCAGACGGUCCAUGUGGUAAGUGCCGCAUUUAUAAUAAACACUGCCCUAAACUAUUUCUGAGUAUUUCAUAACGCCUAACGAUAAUGCAUAAACGAUGUACCUGGAAAGGCCUGUAGAGCUCACAUACGAGUACAAAUAUCUGUACAUAAUUUUGAACAGCAGUCGGCAGCAAUAGCAUGGUCUCGUUAGUAAUGCUUCUCGUGUCAAUGGUCCCUCGAGCAAAAGCACAUUCCAGCAUUCCGAUAAUAUUAUAUCAUCGUUGUGCGAGAAGCCGUAAAUACACUGAAAACCUGGUCUAAUGCAAUAGAAAGAAGCCACAUAAAUUAUCAUCUUAGUAUUUAUGCAUCCCAAAAAGGAAUAAAUAGUGCAUUGCUGCCGUAAUACCGAUAAGUGUAGCGAAAGGAUUCAGAACCAUGGCUGGCCAGCGAAAUGGGUUUGCAACUGAAACGUUGAUACGUGUAAUCCGUAUCCCGUACGUACUGCUCCUGGUAUUCACACUUCAUGGCACUGCCGCAGUGUCCGAUCAAAAUUCCACUAGAGACCAAAUUGACCGCCCAUCCAACUCCACCAAUUUCGACGCAAUCGACUCGACCGCGCUCGUUAUUCACCACAUCGACGCUGCUGGUCUUUUUUCCGAAUCAGCUAAUCGUACCACUGGAAAAGCAGUUCAAGAUAUAAAUCUACCGUUUGAAAUGCGCAAUGCCACCGCGGACGACCCUGAAAUUCAACCCAUCGGAAUGACAUCCGUCAUGAUCACGUCUAUCGGCUUCCCCAGCACUAUAGACUGCCCUUUACCCGAGUACCCCAUGAUCCGCAUCCUGGGCGGUCAAUUCGUGAAUUUGACCACCGAAUCUAAGCAGAAUGUUAACACCACCGCCGACCAUUGGCUGAAUAUGACGUGUGAGGGAGGUUUCCAUGGGCGUGCGUGUCCGUAUACCUUGCGGCUGGCGCACCAGUGCUCCGGUGCCUCGGUGAACUGCACCGUUUUCAUUGAGCAGCCGGACGAAAUGGCACGGUGUCCGGUAGCGUACUACGAGGUGCGGUACCAGUGCCUGCCCCCACUGACACCGGAUAAUCCCUUGAAACCGUAUACCCUGCUGCCACCUGGAAGCGAUGGAAGUGGUCCUUGUGCUUUGUUAUACGUGCCGAGCCCGUCACCAAGUUUAACUGGAAGUUUCAACGUUCCCCUUUUUGCUUGAGAAUGUGUAUGCCGAAGCGUCGCUCAAUGAGCGCUAUUGCGAGAUCCAAUAAGUGGCUUUUAAAGAGUGCCCAACCGUUGGAUGAACUUGAAAAAAAUUUAUCAGAGGCGAGUAGAUACCUUGUUCGGAAAAUUCCAUGCAUGAUGGGUCAUUAUGAUUCUCACUGUUGUUUGUUUUGUUAGAUAGAUUACCAUGGGAAACGAAAAAAAAUAAUUUCUGCUGUUCGUCUGCAAAUUAACUUCAAAAAAACCCAAGUGUCUCAACAAAAAUUAUGGUUGGGCUGUAAAGU